AUGUCAUCGUCACGACCGUCUUCAACGUCGGCGCCAAAGCCAGGGACGCACAAAUCCCUACAUGACUAUCAACUGGGAGACUCGCUCGGGAAGGGGGCCUUCGGGCAGGUAUAUCGUGCGUCCUUGAACUGGACCACGGGAGAGACUGUAGCAGUGAAGGAGAUCCAGUUGAGCAAUAUACCGAAGGGGGAGCUAGGCGAGAUCAUGUCCGAAAUCGAUCUCCUCAAGAAUCUCAACCAUCCUAAUAUCGUCAAGUACAAAGGUUUCGUGAAGACGAAGGAAUUUCUUUACAUCAUUCUGGAGUUCUGCGAGAAUGGGUCCCUUCAUAACAUUUCAAAACGCUUUGGCAAAUUUCCCGAAAGUCUCGUUGCCGUCUACAUCUCGCAAGUACUCGAGGGACUAGUAUACCUUCACGACCAGGGUGUCAUCCAUCGCGAUAUCAAGGGCGCCAACAUCCUAACGAACAAAGAUGGCACCGUGAAACUAGCAGAUUUUGGUGUGGCUGCAAAGACGGGUGGUGUGCAGGAUGGCGCGGUCGUUGGGAGUCCUUAUUGGAUGGCACCCGAAGUGAUUGAACAGUCUGGCGCGACUACCGCCUCGGAUAUCUGGAGCGUGGGUUGCGUCGUGAUCGAACUUCUUGAAGGGCACCCACCGUACCAUACCCUCGACCCUAUGCCGGCACUCUUCCGCAUCGUACAGGACGACUGCCCACCCAUCCCUGAAGGCGCAUCACCCAUUGUCAAAGACUUUCUCUACCACUGUUUCCAAAAAGACUGCAACUUGCGUAUCUCGGGCAAGAAAUUGCUGAAGCAUCCGUGGAUGGUUUCGGCGCGUAAACAAAUGGCGGAUGGGAAGAGUAGGUCAGGGGAAAGUGACAACGAGAAACCGACGGGCAAAGAAGGCGAGAACGGCGCGAAGAGACUGUCCAACUAUAACUACGACGAGGCGGUUCUCAAAGUCCAAGAAUGGAAUGAGGCUCUGAAAUCUCCUUCCAAGCCAACCAAGCAUCCUUCCAGGAAUCCGCGACCCGCUUCGCCCACUCAAAAUCGACUGUCCGCGGAAAUACCCCAAUCAUCAUCUUUGCCUUCUGUAGGCUCAAAUCCUCAUGCCGGUCCUUCUGUUUGGAAGAGUGCAGCUGGGCCCAGCAACAAAGCAGGUAUCAACCUUGUCGAGAAGAUCCAACCGCACGCCUUCGUUCUGCAACCGCCUGAAGAACAGACAGAUAAUUGGGAUGACGAUUUUGAAGAAGAGAUCUCAUUGACCAAGAUUCAAGGUAUGUUCGUUUUUGUGAAAUUGCAACGUUCGGCAAUUGAAAUUGCUCUAGCUCUUGAGAAACCACCGAGUGAGGAGGACAAACACGAAAUGGAAGAUAACGCGCGCACCAUUAGACCCAAUCGAAGUCCCGGAAAUCAAUCAGUACCUCUUGCGCAACCACCUGCAUCGGAAAUACAACCUAUUGUCGAGGACUACUCAGAUUUGGGAACAGAUGAAGAUGAAAUACGGCUGAAAGAAAAGGUUGCAGACUUCAAGUUGAGAAACUCAGGCCGCCGCGGUCUCUUCCACCCAGACGACAUUAAAACGAUUGGUCUUUCCUCAGUUACAUCUGUUGCACCGGGCCCGCUCUCCGCACCCCUCCCCCAGUUGACACGCAAAACAUCCCGGCCGUCCAUAAGCCCCAUCGGUUCAUUGGGCCCUUCUUCUGGCAACGCAACAGCGCACACGCGAUCGGGCUCCAUUUCCUCUAGCGCCAACCCGCUGGGAAAUUCUGGUUCUGGCUCAUUUGGCCGGUCCGAGGCGAAGAAGGCUCAGAACGCACAGAACCAGGCUGAGUUUGGAAAGUAUACGGAGGAUGAUGACGAUGAAGAUUAUGAAGAUGUCUUUGGCAAGCCGGGUGCUAAUUCUAUUGGCCAGCCGAUGCAGACGUUGCAGUUGAACACGCGUUUGCAGGACAAGUCAUGGAACAGUGAUGAUUGGAAUGAAGAAGAUCCUUUCGCGGAGAUUGAUGAAGGUUUCUCUGAAGAAGAUCUGGAAGCCAAGCUGCAGCGCGAUAAAUACGCCAGGUUAUGCAAUACUGUCAACCAGCUCAUAGACGAGCUAACUCCAUCAGCUCCUGACUCCCAGCUUCGCGAUGCCUGUGACCAAUUGCUCAAUAUCAUGAUGGAAACACCGGAGAUGCAGGUGCAGCUAGUUUCUUCGCAUGGGAUGCUAGCUAUCUUGGAAGUUUUGGAAGGACGAUGUUCGAGAGAUGUUAUUAUGAAGUUACUCCAAAUCAUCAAUUUGUUAGUGACAGAGGACCUUGGAUUCCUGGAAAGUUUCUGUCUAAUUGGUGGAAUCCCAGUAAUGAUGGAAUUUACAUCCAAGAAGUAUCCCUCUGAAUGCCGACUCGAAGCUUCCAAUUUCAUCCGCCUCUUAUGUCACACCUCAGUUCUAACCCUACAAAUGUUCAUCUCAUGCCGUGGUCUGAAAGUCCUAGUCGAUCUCCUGGACGAAAACGAACAACGCGAACUCGUAGAGCACGCGCUCAAUGGCAUUGGCAGCGUGUUCGAGCUGCAGAGCCCGACCACGAAGAACGAUUUCUGUCGGAUGUUCAUCCGCGAAGGACUCUUGGACCCGCUAUCAUCUGCGCUCGUGAAUGUGAUGACUGUCCGCGACACGCCGACGAUUGAGACGAAGAUGAAGAUUAUACAAAUCAUUUUGGUGUUUUCGCAGGUGUCGCAGUCAGAUAUUCAUGUGCGCAACGCGCUUGGGACAAGGAAGGUCAUUCGAAGGCUGUUACGCGCAUGCGAACUGCUGGAGCCAGAGUGUCUUGUACAGAUGUUAAAGGCGGUCAAGCAUCUUUCCAUGAACGCUACGUUGCUUGAAGUUCUCCAGAACGCCAAUGCUUUGGAGGUUCUGAUUCCUAUACUUGAUGAACAAUCUUCAGGUCCGCAUUGCAAUGAAAUCUCCAACCACGUCUUCCAGACGUGUUACAACCUUUGCCGCCUCAACAAGGGACGCCAAGAAGAGGCUGCUCAAGCUGGCAUUAUCCCAUGUCUCAAACGGGUCAUCGAAACGAGUUCACCACUCAAACAAUUUGCCUUGCCUAUCCUGUGCGACCUCUCGAGUGCCGGCAAAAGUUGCCGCUCGCUGCUAUGGCAGUACGAUGGUCUUCGGAUGUACGUCAAACUCCUGGACGACCCUUAUUUCCAAGUCAGUGCUUUGGAGUCUAUUCAUGCCUGGCUACAAGAUGAAACCGCCCGCGUCGAGGACGAGUUGCUUCGGCCAGACGCCAUCGAGGCCCUGGUUAAAUGCUUCGUAUCAUCCAAAUCCAACUCGUUCGAAAAUCUGCUCGAUCCCUUCCUCAAGAUCAUCAGGCUCUCUACGCCCGUGACGAUCGCUAUCACCAAGUCGUCCGCAUUUUUCAAACGGGUUGUCGAUCGGCUGGGCUUGAACAGCCGCGCAGUCGUGCGCCUCAACUUACUGCGCAUACUAAGGAGUGUGUGUGAGGUGCACCCGAACCGUGCAAUGCUGGUGGAGAGAUACGGCUUGCUGGGAAUUGUGGAGAAGCUGAGCAGGGGCGGCGGGGACGGCGCAGUGCUCGUGCGCGAGCUAGCGAGGGAGAUUGUGCCGACGCUGAGGCCGGGCUUAAGGCCCAUUUCGGGUGCUGGCUCUUCUACUGGUAUUGGUGCGACGGGGAGGGUCAGAUCUGCGGGUACAGGCUCAGUCGACUGGUCGUCGCCACCGGGUUCUUCUCCACACCAACAGCUGCAGAAUCACAAGAGCACGUCGGGACUUGUGGCGAAGAGAUUGAGGCGAGCCGCAUCCGAAGCGGGGUCGACAACGCCACUGGGGAGUGUAAACGUCAACAGCAGCUUUUCGGAGCGCGAUUUGCAUGCACCGCGGUUGAACUUGAAUACGCGGGAUGUGUUCUCCUCAAGUGGAGGGAUGAAGCCGCGGCCGCCUGGCUCUUCGAGGCCUAUGUCUGCGAGUGCGAGGCAGAAGUUGGGUGACAUACCUUGGGCAAACACGCACCACAAUGGGAAUGGUGGCGGGGUGAGCGAAAGGAGUGACAGAUGGGGCUGA
Molecule: messenger RNA, 4062 nt
Organism: Psilocybe cubensis
Lineage: Eukaryota; Fungi; Basidiomycota; Agaricomycetes; Agaricales; Agrocybaceae
Exons: 19
Coding region: 1-4062 (1353 amino acids)
Biological process (GO): protein phosphorylation
Cellular component (GO): cytoplasm
Molecular function (GO): ATP binding; protein serine/threonine kinase activity
Source: RefSeq, a predicted model, not a curated record